AUGUCGGAUCCUGCAGCAGCGCAGUCGUUUCUAAAUCUCAAUGCGCUGCUUGAAAAUCCUGUUUUUGCCGGAGGCUUUGGCCUCGCGUCUCUUGGCGCCGCUUUGGCAUUUGCUCGCCGAGGCGCAUUGGCUACAGCUGGUAUGAUUCGACGUCGUAUGCUUGUUAAUGUCGAAAUUAGUAGGCAAGACCCGUCUUAUCCUUGGGUCCUUGCCUGGUUAUCACAACCUCGUGAACAAACUUCUUUAAUUGCGAAGAAGUUGACGCGUAUCAACAAGCUAUCUGUUACUACGUCCACUAGCUCUACUCCAAACGGCGCCACUAAAGCCAGCUUCUUUCUACAACCUGGAUACGGCCGUCAUAUUGUGAAGUACAAACAUGCGUACAUUGCCGUAAACAGAGAGAAACAGGCAACAGCAAAGACAAACACUGGUGAGCCCCAUGAGACCGUGGAACUUACUACUUUAUAUGCGCAUCGACACAUUUUCGAAGAUGUUUUCGCUGAGGCUCGGGGUCUUGCACUCCAAGCAAACGAGGGGAAGACUGUAGUUUAUUCGGUGCGAAAUUUUGAUUGGGUCCCACUUGGGGAGCCUCGAAGAAAGCGACCCUUAGGCAGCGUCAUCUUGGACCAAGGUAUUAAGGAAGAUAUCGUCAACGAUGCUAAGGACUUUCUCGCCCGACGACAAUGGUAUGUGGAUCGCGGAAUCCCGUAUCGUAGGGGAUAUCUUCUAUACGGCCCGCCGGGAAGUGGCAAGAGUUCGUUCAUUCAGGCGCUGGCUGGCGAACUGGAUUUUAGCGUGGCCAUGGUUAAUCUUAGCGAGAUCGGAGUGACCGAUGAUAAACUCGCCUUUCUUCUUACCAAGCUUCCAGAGCGGACUAUUCUCCUGCUGGAGGAUGCUGACUCCGCAUUUGUCAACCGGAGGAAGCGUGAGUCAGAUGGAUACAGCGGCGGGACGGUGACGUUCUCCGGGUUGUUGAAUGCUUUAGAUGGAUUAUCUGCGGGGGAGGAACGACUUGCAUUCCUCACUACCAAUCAUGUCGAACUUCUGGAUCCGGCUCUGAUUAGGCCAGGCCGCGUGGAUAUGAUGGUCCGCAUAGGCGAGGCAACCAGGUAUCAAGCUGCUCAGAUGUGGGACAGAUUUUAUGGUGACGUCGAUGCCGAUGGUACUCACCGGGAAAGGUUCUUGAAGCGACUCGAUGAUUUGGGGCUCUUUCGCGACGCGAAGGAUGGCGAGUCGCUCCCUCGAACUAGCACUGCUGCUAUCCAAGGCCUUUUCCUGUUCAACAAAAAUGAUAUGGAGGGCGCCAUCAGCAUGGCUGAACACCUCAUUCCGACAAAGUUAGAACCGGAGAAAUAA
This is a messenger RNA of Daldinia childiae, 1356 nucleotides long. Its product is annotated as Mitochondrial chaperone BCS1. Gene Ontology annotation, molecular function: ATP hydrolysis activity; ATP binding. Gene Ontology annotation, cellular component: mitochondrial inner membrane. Lineage: Eukaryota; Fungi; Ascomycota; Sordariomycetes; Xylariales; Hypoxylaceae. The record is from RefSeq and is a predicted model, not a curated record. Bases 1 to 1356 code for a protein of 451 amino acids. Gene Ontology annotation, biological process: mitochondrial respiratory chain complex III assembly; protein insertion into mitochondrial inner membrane from matrix. The transcript has a single exon.